Molecule: messenger RNA, 1410 nt
Organism: Pygocentrus nattereri (red-bellied piranha)
Lineage: Eukaryota; Metazoa; Chordata; Actinopteri; Characiformes; Serrasalmidae
Gene: jam2b
Product: junctional adhesion molecule 2b
Exons: 10
Coding region: 41-931 (296 amino acids)
Biological process (GO): leukocyte tethering or rolling
Cellular component (GO): tight junction; protein complex involved in cell adhesion; cell surface
Source: RefSeq, a predicted model, not a curated record
ACUCAUUACAGAUUGACCACUGCACUGGACACGAGAGAGGAUGAGCCGAGCACCACUGUUUAACCUCAGUGCUUUGCUGACCUUAAUGCUGAUUCCCUCCACUAUUUCAGUAACUGUGUCAACCAGCAAACCAAAAGUGGAAGUUCAUGAGAACACAAACGCUGUCCUGUCCUGUGAGUUCCGCACAGAAAAAGAGACCAACCCUCGAAUCGAAUGGAAAAAAAAGGGGAAAGACACUUCCUACGUUUAUUUUGAUGGUGAAUUUACAGGUUCAUUUAAAGGCCGAGCUUCAAUGGAUGGGGCAACAGUGACCGUGCGUGGUGUUACCCAGAAAGACUCAGGGGUCUAUUACUGUGAGGUCACUGCAAAACAUGAUAAGACCCACUUUGGGGAGGUCACAGUAACUCUGAGUGUGCUAGUGCCCCCCCAUGCUCCAUCCUGCCAUGUUCCUGAGACUGUGAUAAGAGGCUCUGCAGUGGAGCUGCACUGCAAAGACAAGCUGAGCGUUCCUCCUCCUACUUACAGCUGGUACAAAGACAACAAGCCCCUGAGCACAGCCCACCUGCCAGACAUCAACUACAGCCUAGACCCCAAAACAGGCACUCUGAAGUUCAAAAGUGUGUCGAAAUCUGACGCAGGGCAGUACCGCUGUGAGGCAUCAAAUGGAAUAGGAGCGCCAAAGACCUGUGCAGGCCAACAUAUGAAGAUCACUGAGUUUGAGCUGAAUCUGACAUUAGUCAUAGCAGUGGGAGUGGGUGCUGCUCUUUUUCUGCUCUCCUGCUCUCUGGCCAUCUGCCUAUGUUGCCGGCGAGGCUGCUGCCGCUGCUGCCGUAAAGACAAGAAAAAAGGAAAACAGAAAAGGAAUAUGACCAUACACCGACCCCCUACAGACCCAAGACACUACAGGCACACAAAGUCCUUCGUGAUAUAAGGAAGUUUUACACGGACACACACAGCGAAUGGUUGUUGGAGCACCGCAUGGCUGAGCCUCGCAUCCUCACCCUGCUUUAAUUCUGCCUGCCCUGAGGACUGAAAGAAAAACAUGAUGACUUUCAGACUGGAACAGUCAAAGAGCAGCACUGAGCAGAAGAGUGUGAUGCUGAUACUCCCCCUAGUGGUGAAGACGCAUCAGCAACGUUAUACUGUACAAGAUCAGGGGAAUUAAACUACUUACAUUGUACAGAGCUCCAUCACGUAUCAUGUAUCUCUUGCACAUGUGUAAACUUUAUUUGAUUCAUUAUUGCAGUUAUUUUUGAUUAAUCACGUUUUCUGUAUUUACAAUCUGCUUAAAAAAAAAAAGUGUCCCGAGUAUCCAAUACCAAUUUUCAAUGUGUGUGAAAUUGGAUGUGAAUGAGAGGCAGUCAUACGAAACACAUGAUUUCCAAUAAAAAAACAAAAACACAAAAAUGC